This is a messenger RNA of Plodia interpunctella (Indianmeal moth), 1993 nucleotides long. It is a transcript of the gene mst, whose product is annotated as misato. NCBI's taxonomy places the organism in Eukaryota, Metazoa, Arthropoda, Insecta, Lepidoptera, Pyralidae. Gene Ontology annotation, cellular component: mitochondrion; cytoplasm. The transcript has 2 exons. Gene Ontology annotation, biological process: mitochondrion organization. The record is from RefSeq and is a predicted model, not a curated record. Bases 217 to 1845 code for a protein of 542 amino acids.
GAGGGAAUCAGAGGGAAUAAACAAAAAAAAAUGUCUAUGGUUUGUUAUGUUAUGUUUUACGGCAACAUUUCGUUUGACAAUAAUAAACAUAACCUAACCAAGAAUAAAAAUACUUUACUAAUUCUUUGUAUGGAGAUAAUUUUUGAUUCUGUAUUUACUUAAUUGUAAUAUAGGUGACAAUUAAAUUAAAUUACAUAUAACUGUGUCAACAAUACCAUGUCUACCCGCGAAAUAUUAAACUUGCAAUUUGGCCAUUAUAGUAACUAUGUUGGUGCUCACUUUUGGAGCAUUCAGGAAUUAAGUUUUGAUUAUACCGGUACUUUAAAAAAUGAAGUAAACCACGAUAUUCUGUAUCGAGAAGGGCAAACUGCAAAAGGCGAGGUUACUUAUACACCACGAUUAUUAUUAGCAGCUUUGAAGGGUUCUUUGAAAACUUUACCAGAAACUGGUGGUUUACCUUCAGAACAGGAAGAAGCUAACACAUUAUGGGAAAACGUAGAGAAGAUAGAAGAACCACCGGCAGCGAAGAAUGAGUACCUGACAGAUAUUGAUGCUGAAAGCACAUCAACAGCAAAAGAAUAUGAUCUAGAUCAAUCUGUAACUACAUGGACAGACUUCCUGUAUCCCCGAUUUCAUUCCAGAACAGUGAAUGUUGUAAGAGAAUAUCAACAUGAUAAUGAUAAGGAAUGCUUUGAAAUAUCAAAUACAGGCCGUUCCCUAUGGAAAUCAGAUUAUGGUGACAACUUCAUGGAUAAUAUUAGGAAAUAUGUUGAAGAAUGUGACAGUAUACAAGGUUUCAAUGUUACCUUUGAUAGUACCGAUGGAUUCGCUGGAUUAGCGAUAGGUUGUAUAGAACAUCUAGCUGAUGAAUAUUCCAAAUCAAUCUUAGCACAUCCAAUCAUUGCAUCACAUUUUCCUGAUAACAAUCCCAUCACACAGGAAGAAAGAGACAAAUCUAAUUUAAAAGACUCUACUAGAUUAGUGAACUUAGCAAUGUCAUUGCAAGAACUGUCAGAACAUGCCUCUUUGUUUGUGCCUCUUUGUAUGGGAGAAAAAGGGUGGCGAAAACCUGGUAAUGGUAGGGUAUUUGAGUAUGUUAAUUACAAACCAGAGCUAUAUUAUCACUCUUCAGCUUUAUUAGCAUCUGCCAUGGAUACCUUGAGUCAGAAAUACAGACUCAAAAGUAAUAUUUAUACUUUAUCAGAUAUAUGUGCAGACAUGACUGGUUAUGGAAGAAAAAUGGCAGCAGCGUCUUUAGGCAUGCCAUUUACAUUUGGAGAAUCAGAGUACUUGAUUGAUCAUUUGAAUAAUACUACAAAACCUAUAUAUUCAUCAAUAACUCCUAGCUGCAAGAUUGCAACAGAUAAGAUUUUCCAGUUGAUUACAGUUAGAGGUAUACCAGAAAGUUAUCUGAAGGCAUCAAUGAAUGAAGCUAAAGCACAGUUAAAUCUGCCUGCUUACAGAUGUAAUAAUGUCAAAGAGAUGUUUCAGCUUUUUUUCCAAGCUAGCAACUUUCUUUCAGCAACAAAUAUCACUGUCUGUGAGAAACCUCUACAGUUGAAAACACCAUAUCCAAAAAUAUUUUCUGAUAAACUGAAUAGAUUUGGGUUUUUGAAGAAUAAUGACAGACAGGAGGUUGUUGAAAGUUGUCCUCUAAUUGCUGGAUACCACAAUGGCAAUUUCUUAGCUGAUGUAUUAGAGAAAUUGCACAGGGAAGUGAGUAGGAUAAAGUUUGGAAAGCUGCACAGGUUCAGAGACGAAGGCUUAGAAGCCGCUGAAUAUGCAGAGAGUUUGAACAAGUUGUCUGAAUUUAAAGAUAAUUAUGAAGAUGAGUUCGAAUUGUAACAAUUGGUUUUGUUAACACAAGAAAACUACAUGUCAUUUAACAAUUAAGCUUUUCCGCAAAUAUAAUAAAAGUUAUAUUAAUUUUUUUUGUAACAUACAAAUAAAACUCGUAAAUAAUAAGAAAUUAAAAUAAAAUUCAUAAAGUUUA